This is a messenger RNA of Exophiala mesophila, 1559 nucleotides long. RefSeq lists its product as uncharacterized. Gene Ontology annotation, cellular component: Golgi membrane; inositol phosphoceramide synthase complex. The coding region runs from base 190 to 1260 and encodes 356 amino acids. NCBI's taxonomy places the organism in Eukaryota, Fungi, Ascomycota, Eurotiomycetes, Chaetothyriales, Herpotrichiellaceae. Gene Ontology annotation, biological process: inositol phosphoceramide metabolic process. The transcript is spliced from 2 exons. Gene Ontology annotation, molecular function: inositol phosphoceramide synthase regulator activity. The record is from RefSeq and is a predicted model, not a curated record.
GUGCGCCCAUCAUCUCCCUCCACUUUCCUCAAGAUCUGACAUCUGCAACCUGCGACCAGCCUCACUUUUCUGCCUACUUCAACCAUCCUCUGACUUGCACGCGACAACGUCAACCCACGUUCGUCAAGGUAUCUAUCAUCUGUCCUGUUGGGUUUGCAUCUUGUAUCAGUAUACAUUGCACCAGCCAUCAUGGGCAUAUCCGCGCGGUUAUUGCGCCUCGCGCGUCCGCAGAAAUUCCUGUAUACCAUGAACCUCUCUACCGGUGCCAGCCUCAUCACCCUAUCCUUGAUCCUCAACAAACUCUCCGGCUUGUAUGGCAUCCUCGCCCUCAUCACCGGCUACCACCUAUCUCCCUUUCAACUUUCCAUGUACACUUACAGCAUAUUGGCUCUGAUCCUUACCGUUUAUCUUGCUCCACAUAUCCGCAAGCAAUCACCUCUACAUUGUCUCGCUCUGGCCUGGUUCUAUGUCCUUGAUUCGAUCAUCAACGCUGCAUUUACUGCCGCCUUUGCCGUGAGCUGGUUCCUGGUUCUCGCCCAGCACAAUGCCGGGCAAGCAGAGAAGUCAGGCCCAGGAGCAGGAACCAUCGACGACACAGCAGGAUUCACCGACCCCAAACUCAACGUGAGCAGAGUCGAAGUCAUCGCCACCCCCCAGCCUGGCUUGACCGGAGGACAAGAUGCUGUUGCGGCCGCCGUGUCUGCGUCUGCCCCAGCUGGCACAUCAUCCAAGACUGGCACAUCGGGCGUCAAGGGUGCCGUCCUAUCAUCAGAAUCCAUGAAUUCAAUCGGAGUCAUCAUCGCUCUUUGGACCAUUCGUGCCUAUUUCUGCCUCAUCAUGCUCGCUUUCGCCAGGAUGGUGCUGAGACAAUAUAUGGCUAACUCGGCCGUCAAGGGUUCAGCCACAAACUAUGCAUCUGCAAGCACCAACUCCAGCCUAGCCGAGAACCCUUUUUCAGAAUCGAAGCCCGACGGAGAGGGUUGGAAGGGCAAGGCGGGUAGAUUUAUGGUCAGCAUUGGACGAAGCUACUGGUUGGGUUCUGACGAAGAUGAUUCAUGGAUGUAUGGGAUGAAGUUCCGUAAGUCUGGCGAAGAGAGUGGCGUGUUGCUCAACAAGAUUGGAAAUGGCCCGACAGAGAGGGAGCGAAGGCGACGCAGUGGUACAGGCCCUCCUAUUCCAGCGAGCACCGCUACGGCCAGCGCCAACAAACCUGACGGUGAUGGUAUGACGCUGCAGGUGCCUGAACGGGAAAAUAUCUAGACAGCGAGUGUGGAACGGAGUGAGUGUCUUAUCUCACAUUUAUGAAUGCCAUUCUGGGGUAUCUGAGGUUCUGGGCAGGCGUUCAAGUUCGCGGAACGGGAUGGGAUUGAACACCUUGGACGAUUUUACGUCGGCUUCUAUUAAUUCUGUCAAGAAGCCCUGUCAUCACUCUACAGCAUACUACGGCGCAUUCAGGAUAGUGACAGCAUGCAGAGGUAGGCUCUGUUGGACUAAACACUUAUGAUACAUGUACACAUCAAUCAUGGUAUAUCCUAAAGUAUAAGUCAUCUACACUCGUG